CUAUCACACUCAUUAUGCCAUUGAAAAGCUUCAUCCGACGGAAACUACUCUCCCUGCUUCAGCCAUGGUUGAGAGAAGAGCCCGAACUCGACAUCCAGUUAGGGUUCCGUCGCUCCCUCGCCGUCGCCGAGAACAUUCGUUUUGACGUCUCUGUUCUCAACCGGCUGUUCGACUCCCCUUCUUGCCUCUUUAUCAAGGAGCUCACAAUCGAACACCUCACUCUCAGAUUCUCGCCCUGGCACUCCGCAGCCUUCGACAUCGAAGUUCGCGGCGUUCGCGUUGUGCUAGCUUUCGAGAUGCCGGAUGAGGAGGUAAGCGCCAGGAGGUUGCGUUUGUCGAAAUUUGAUUAUACGGAUUAUCUUAGAAAGCGCCUUGAGAUUCUUGAUCCUGAGGGAUGUUCUUUGCAUCAUGUUUUGGAGAGCAUAGUUUUUGCUGACCCUGAAAGGAAAGAUCUUACAUCAUCUUUCUUGAAUCUUAUUAUGAAGUCGUCUCACCUAGAGGCACAUGACAUCAACAUGGAGAUUCAGUUUCCUAUCUUUAAUGCCGAGUUUAUGUGUUUUGGGGAAGUAAAGAAUUUUAGUGCAAGAUCUGAUAAUCUUGAUCAGAAAUGUCUUUUUAGAGGUUUCCUUACUACAAUUUUGAUUCCAGUGAGAGAGGGCUCAUAUAUGUUAAAUUGCACUGGAUUGAGAGUCGGAUUUAUUGGUAAAAAUCAGCCUGACCGUGCUUUGCUUUCAUCUGAUGUGCACAUUUUCAUUACAUUAAGGGAUCUUCAGCUGGUUGAUUGCACUCUCUCUUUCCCAGAACUAGGCUUUUCAUUUACUCCAAAAGAUGUUUCUGUAUUUCUAGUUAUUCACAAAUUGCUAUCUGAUAAGCACAAUGAAGCUAGAAGUGCUAGAGAAUUAUGGAGAAUAGCUGCAAAUAAAAUUGGCCAUAUGACUAUAAUUCCUAUGUUAUCAUUGCAAAGAUUAGUUGGUAUUAUAGGUCAAUGGAAACAUUAUGUUGAUGCUUAUGAGAAUCUCUUGCUGCUAGUUGGAUAUUCUACUGGCCCAAUGUGGAAAAUGUCCAUUUCUAAAAUGUUUCAGAGAAAACAGGUUUUCAGUUCUGCUAGAAACAACUGGAAGGUUAUAUCUAACAUUGAGAAGAAGUUACCCGUUGAAGGCAUAUCACUAGCGAGGCGAAUAGCUCGUCAUAGAGCAGCAUUGGAAGUUCCCUCUGAUUGUCAUGAGGAAUGUUUGGCCACGAGUAAAUUUGUUUGCCCUUUUCUUUCUGUUUUGAUGCUUAUUUGGAAAGUGAUCUCAAAGAUAAUCUGUUGUUUCUUAAACAUAUUUGGGGAAAAGAUAGUGGAAGAUUCAGAUAUUGACGGAUGUUUGCGAAGCUCUAGUAAAGAUCUUUAUCAAAGGUGUUGUUUUGUGCUAAACUUUGGGAAAAUCAUAGUAAGAUUGUCCCAAAUUAAUGAAAUCCAACCUUCUGCAUAUGAAAAGUUGCAUGCACAUACUGGAAUAGCAUACUCAGAUUUCCUUCCAAUAUGUUUCUGUAUUGAUCAAUUUUUACUAGUAACCAUUAAAGAUAAUUUUGGACAGAGAGUCUUUGUGUCAUGUGGGCAAAUGAAGGUUGAACCUGCACCUUUGACAGUGUUUCCAGAAGCAAGUCCAAUGAAUAAGCUUAAUACAGAUGAAGAAAAUGGAGAGGAAGGCACCCAGGGAUCAAUUCUGUGGUGUGAACCUGCAAAAUCAUUUGUCCUGUCAGAAUCUAAUGUAGCCCAGGCUGAAGAUACUUGUGAUUCUCAUGUUCAUAGCUUUAUGGGAAAAUUGUCUGCUAGUUGGAAGGGAAUUUGUAGUAGUUUUAGUGAAAGUGAGAUUGAGUAUUCUGAAAAUCCAUGCCUUCUCUGUAAGUUUGAGACAUCUUCCGCAUAUCAAGACAAUAAGAAUCCCUGUUUUGGGUUUUGUGAAUUUGGUUUUAUGCUUGGAAAGAUAAAUUUAUUUUUGACUCACUUUUCAGUAUCAUCUGUGUCUCUACUUGUUAGUCAGAUACAACAUGUUUGCACGGCGGACAGGAAGGAAGCAUCCGAUGCUCCAAACUUAGUGCAUAAAGCAGAAAAUGUCUGGGUCGACACAUAUGAGUAUUAUGCCAAACAAAUGAUUAUUUACUUGCUUCAAAAACUACCACAGAAUCAUUUCCAUUUUGGAGCAUUUGUUGAUGGUCCAUUUGUAAGAUUUUCACUCAAAAGAGAGGCUGGUCUUGAUGGCCAAGACAUUGAUGACAUUGCCAGCCAUGAUAACUUUGACAUCAAUUUUGAUUUUCAUGAUAUUGAAGUGGCUGUUGGUUCACCUUCAUUAUUAGAUAUGUCACCAUUGACAGAUCCGUUUGGGCUUGAUGAUGCCAAAGCAGAGUAUAUUACAUUGGAACCUUGUGUGGUUGAUAUUCCAAAACCCGAUAAUGAUAAGUACGUAUCUUCAGGAAAGAUAUCAAUUGGUUCCUAUAUUCAUCAAAAUGGCUUAAAUGUUUAUUUGGAGGAGUUAGAAGACAAACAUCAGAUUCAACUUUUAGUGGUAAAACCAAUCAUUGUACAGAUAUUAUCAGUCAGGAAUUACAUUUACUCGUUGUGCACAACAAUGUCUGCCUUUUCAGCUUCUUGGGACAUAACGGCUGGAGGGUUCACUGUUUUCUCAUUUUUAGAUGAGGUGUAUAUGAUUUGUAAGGCUGUUGCACACUUGUCAUCUGUGGUAUCUUAUAUGUUUAGUAGCUCUGAAGAUGUUGAUUGCUGGCAUCCUGAAAUCUUGAAGCAAGAAGCAAUGUUUCCAGAACCUGAUAGCUGCGAGCCAACCAUAGAAGGAGCUUUACCGACAAAUAAUAUCUGUUCAUUUUUUAUUAAUGGAACCUGCAGAUUUGAGUCUAUGGAUAUCAUUCUUCAUAAUUCUAGAAGUUAUAACGGAGAUGGUCGUACUCCAGUGGUUAACUUUUUGACUGGAAACAAACUGGCUGUGCAGAAGUUGCCCGACUGUGGAAUUUGGAUUUCCAUUCAGCAGACCUCUGUUGUAGUUUCUGGUGAAGAAGAGAAGAUGGACAUCUUCACUGAUUUAGCAGAAAUCAUAUCUUUUCUUUUCACAUACCAGAACUCUAUUGGAAACAACAAUGAUCGAAUUGUAGCUGAAAAAUUGCUAUUGCAAUCUGUUGACUGCUUACAUGAAGUAUCUCUCUCUGGUUGCACAUUUACUUUGUGCUUGGGUCUUUUUCAAAAUACCUCAGUUGGUAGCUCAGAUGCUAAUGGUCAUACUGACUUGGUGCAAGGAAACAAUUUGACAGCCUCUGAAAGGUUAAUCACUGAAUCCCCUCAUUCAAUUACAGUGAUGGGCUCUCCUACAAUUUUCGGGACGACAGCUUCAGCAAGGCACUGUUUUCUAGUAAAUGCUUCAGUAACUAAUGUUGUCAUAGGAAGAUGCUCAACGAAAAGGGUUCUGGUUGAAGCACAUCAAUCGAAUAAGUUUAUGUGUAUGCUUUCUGUUGGUGGAGAGUUUCAGAUGGUUUCCUGGGAGAUCCAGGGUGGACUUAUUGCUCUUGAAACAUCAUCUUUGGCAAUGGCGAUUGAUAAUUAUACUUCCUAUCUGAAACAUAUCAGAAAUCUUACAUCUGAUGUGAUGCAACAUAAUAAAGCCAUCAAUCAGGCAGGGCAUGGCGAAGAGAGCUGUGAUGUUAAUGAUGAGAUUCAUCAAGAGAUUGUUUGCACAUCUCAACGGACUGAGAGUGAAUCUCCCAAUUCGUUUGACUUAUCAUUGUCUCACUUUGCUCUUGUUUUUGCACAUGAAAAUGAUUCCGGUGGGAUUAGAGAAAUCAUACUAGAGGUUGACAUCCAUUUGAAAUUUGAAUCAGCAACUACUGGGAAGAAACUAAAAGCUGAGCUUUCUCAUUUGUCUAUCCUUUCCCAAAUUACUCACGAGAAUUUGGAACAUGAAACUACAAUUCCUCAUUUUUCCUCUGUUAGAAUGAAAGAUUUUCCAUCUCAGCUUGCCUUUUCAGAGUUUCAGAACUCUGUUGAAUGUCAUGCUGUUAGCGAGGGAAGUAGUUCAAGAGGCCCUGUUCCAUUUCACCUGAGUCAUCAGAAUCAAAUUCUGAAAGAUUUAAGAGCUUCCAUGUCACUAGAGAGGCCAGCUGAUGGCUCAUUGCAUUUAUGUCGAUGUUGGUUUGGCAUUGGUUCUAUUUCAGGUUUUGACAUGACACUUUCUAUAUCCGAAAUUCAGACAAUUUUGUCAAUGGCCUCUUCAGUUUCUCUGCUAUCACUUCAAAAUACAAGAGCAUCAGAAAGAAACCAUUGGUCUACUAGCCAUAAUGCUGACAAUAGUUUGGAAGCAAUGAUUCCAGAUGGGGCUGUUGUUGCUAUUCAGGAUAUCAACCAGCACAUGUAUUUUACAGUUGAAGGUGAAGAAAAUUCUUUCAGUAUAGGUGGCGUCAUUCAUUACUCUCUUGUAGGAGAAAGAGCUCUUUUCAGGGUGAAACACCUAAUCCAAAGGAGAUGGAAGUCUACAAUUAUGUGGUUUUCCUUGAUAUCAUUGUUUGCAAAGAACGACAUGGGUGUGCCUUUGAGAUUGAAUUCUAGUCCAGGAUCAUGUUUUGUUGACAUCUCGUGUCCCAAUGAUGGAAGUUGUGCACUUUGGAGAGUUUUCCCUCCUGAGGGUGGAAGUUAUGAAGGAGUUACUGACUGGGGGGAGGCUUGCAAUCAACCAAUAAAGAGAAGCUGCUGCCUUGUAAACAAAAAGAAUAACUGUGCUAUUGCUUUUGUUGAUGGUGCUCCAGAGUUUGUCAUGAAGCCUGGAAAUCCAAUCAAGUUCAAAAUUUUUCAUGAUCUUUCAGUCGGUUAUGAUGCUUCAGAUACAGUUAGGUACCCUAGAAUGGCUCCACAAAGUCGUCCACAGACUGAUGAAGAAAGUAUUUUGUUGCAAGGAGGAAAACUUCCUCGUAUCGAUAUUAAUAUUGAGAAAAUUACUCUGCAUAUUGUUCAUGAACUUUCAGAUACAAAAGAUCUUUUCCCACUUAUAUGCUUGUUUAUCAACAAUACACAACUUAUUGUACAAAACUUAGCCACAAAAUCCCGGGUCAUAGGCACCUCAACUGCGGGUGUUCAGUAUUAUGAUGCUCUGAGAAAUCUAUGGGGAGAACUUCUUCAUCCUGUUGGAAUCUGUAUUUUUUACCGAUCUAAUAUUCAAACUACGCUUCCUGAAUAUGCAUCUCAUACAGUUCCUGCACAUUUCUUCUGUCGGGCCAAAGAGUUGGACAUAUCCCUAAGUGAGAAUUCAUUGGAUGUUUUGCUCUUCAUGAUUGGGAAACUAAAUCUGUCUGGUCCAUAUAUGCUGCAAAGCUCCAUUAUUCUGGCUAACUGCUGCAAGGUGGAGAAUCAGUCAGGAUUAAAUCUUCUUUUUCACUUCAAGAAGGAAACAGCAACAAUACCUAGAAAACAGUCUGCCUCAAUUUCAUUGAGGAGGCAUUCUGAUAUCAGAAGUGAGGACUCCGAUGCUGCAACUUCUGUUUCUAUUCAACUUGCUGAUUUUGGUUCAUUUGCAACUUCUUCAAUUCCCCUCUUACUUUCACAAACACAGAUAGCUUGGAGAACACGGAUUAGAUCAGCUGAAGGUUCACGAACUUUCCCUGGGCCAAUGAUUGUGAUUAAGAUUUCUAGAAAUGCAGAGGUUGGUUUGUCAGUUGUGGUUUCCCCUUUGAUUAGAAUACACAAUGAAACUGGAUUUCCUCUGGAACUUCAGUUCCAACGAGCUGAACCACAGGGAGAUGAGGUUGCAUCUGUGGUAUUAGAACCAGGGGAUUAUAUUGAUGAUUCUAUGGCAAUGUUCGAUGCCAUAAACUUCUCUGGUGGAGUAAAGAGGGCUUUAAUGUCUUUAAGUAUUGGUAACUUCUUAUUGUCAUUUAGACCCCGAAUGACCGAGGAACUCAAAAAAUUUGAACGAUCUCUUUCUUUGGAAUGGUCAACUUAUGUUAAAGGUGGAAAAGCUGUUCGUUUAUCUGGAAUAUUUGAAAAGUUAAACUACAGAGUUCGCAAGGCAUUAUUUUCAAAAUCAGACAAGUGUUCCUUCAGCACAGCACAUUGCAUCCUUAUGUCUGAAGGUGAAAGAGUUGCCAAUAUGCAUUUUCUCAUCCAGACAAUUUCAAGAGAUAUUCCUGUUGCAUCACCUGAAAAGUCUGCAGCUCUGUUAAAGAAAGAGAGUUUGCCAGUUUCAUUGCAAGAACAGAAGGAAAUAUAUCUCCUUCCUACUGUACGAAUGACCAACUUAUUGCACUCUGAAAUAGAUGUUAUUUUAAGUGAAACAGAUCAGUUAAGUACUGUUGGCUAUGACAGUAUUGGAAAGCAGGCGACAAUAGCAUAUGGUUCAACAGCUGUCUUUUAUGCCAAUCCAGAUGUUAUAUACUUCACAGUGACUUUAACUGGUUCCAAUUCAAGUUCCAAGCUGCUAAAUACUGGGGAAUGUGUAAAGAAGUUACUAAAGAAGAACAGAGAUGUCCAACAUGUAGAUCUGAAUUUGGACUUCGAUGGAGGAAAGUUUUGUGCAACCUUGAGACUAUACCGUGGGAGCACGGGCAUGCUGGAGGUUGUAGUUUUCACAUCCUAUUCCAUGAAGAAUAAUACAGACUUAGAAAUUUAUGUUCUUGCUACCAAAAGGUGGCCUCUAUCAAGAAUUGAAUUAGACAAUUUAAAAUCUCACAUUCCUUCAGAGUUAGGCUUAUGCUUGCCUCCAAGAACAACUAGAUCCUGGUUCUUAAAACCCAAAAGCGUUCAGCUUAAAUUGCUGGAGGACAACACAGCUGAGGCACUGCUAGACUUGGAUUCAUUAUCAGGCCUUACGGAAAUAAGCUUUAAGAAAGAAGAAGGAUCUGGUGUCAAAUCUGUAACAAAACUUGGCAUGUCUAUAGGUCCUUCAGGAGAAUUUUGUGUUCCAUCACAAAUGGUGACAAUUGUUCCACGAUAUGUUAUUUGUAAUGAAUCAGAAGCAUCUAUCACUGUUCGUCAAUGCUAUUUUCAGGAUGAGAUGGCGGGUGUAAUCUCCAUUGGAAGCAAACAGCGAAUGCCACUACAGCUGAAAGAAGGAUUUAGCAAGACAAGAGAGUUCAGUGUAUUUGAGCAUUUUAUCAGAAAGCACCGAUCCCCUAGUGACAAUUCUUUGUUAUAUAUUCAGUUUGAAACCGAUGAGCCUGGAUUGGGAUGGUCAGGUCCAGUGUGUAUAGCCUCACUAGGACAUUUUUUCCUGAAAUUCAGAAAACAAACAAAGGAAAUUGGAAUAUCAGAUAGCAAAAUGACAGAAUUUGCAGCUGUUCAUGUUGUUGAAGAAAGUUCUACUCUUAUUUUGAGUUUCUAUAAGCCCCCCAAUAUAAGUCUGCCUUACCGAAUUGAGAAUUCUCUGCAUAAUCUAUCAAUAACUUACUACCAAAAGGGUUUAUUAGAGCCAGAGGUUCUUGGACCAGGAUCAAAUGCAGAUUAUGCCUGGGAUGAUCUGACUCUUCCACAUAGGCUGGUUGUUCGCAUCAAUGGUAGCCUACAAUUACAGGAGAUUAAAUUGGACAAGGUGCGAGCAUGGAAACCAUUUUACAAACUUGGUAAACAAAGAGCUUUGUCUACACAUUUGGUUUUAGACAAAAGGCCAGGCGAUCAUGCCAUGGAGAUGGAAAAAGUGGGGUAUGAAAUUUAUGCAGAAGGGCCAACCAGAGUUUUGCGAAUUUGUGAGAUCUCUAAUAGUUUCAGGGGAGAUAAUGUUCUCAAUUUAUGUGCAAAAGUUCAAGUUAGAGUUUCUCAGUUUGCAGUUCACCUGCUUGAACAUGUGAAACAGGAGGGUGAUGAGAAUGAGCUGCAAGAUUUUACACCAUUUUCAGUAGUGAAGCUUGGGAAUCUGCACAUGUUUAUGGUUUCUAAUAAUGAUCAGGUGUAUAAUCAGUUCACUGUACAGGACGUGAAUUUUGAGCUUAAGUGGAAUGGAGCUCCUUUCGCAUCAAUGCUCCGCAGACAUCAGUUAGAUUACAGUGGCUCAAGUGAUAGUGUGCUGAAGAUUGUUUUUAUUCUACUUAACUCUAGUUCCAAUCUUAAGCAAUUUAGGUAUUCAUCAAUUUUUCUUCAGCCAAUUGAUUUGAAUCUUGAUGAAGAGACAUUAAUGAAAAUUGCAUCAUUUUGGAGAACUUCUCUUAGUGACUCAGAGAGUCAAAGGUUUUACUUUGAUCAUUUUGAAAUCCAUCCAAUAAAGAUCAUUGCAAACUUUAUUCCCGGGGAAUUGAAUUCGAGUUAUAGCUCUACACAGGAGGCUUUGCGGUCCUUAAUUCAUAGUGUUGUUAAGGUGCCUCCCAUAAAAAAUAUGGUUGUAGAACUAAAUGGAGUCCUUAUUACCCAUGCUUUGAUAACAGUGCGUGAAUUAUUUUUUAAAUGCGCACAACAUUACUCAUGGUACGCAAUGAGGGCUAUAUAUCUCGCUAAAGGAAGCCCCUUACUUCCGCCUGAUUUUGUUUCUAUUUUUGAUGACCUAGCUUCAUCAUCUCUUGAUGUCUUCUUUGAUCCGUCCCGCGGUUUCGCAAAUCUUCCCGCAUUCACUUCAGGUACUUUCAAAUUAAUAAGUAAAUGUAUCAAAGGUGAAGGAUUUUCAGGGACAAAACGAUACUUUGGUGAUCUAGGGAAAACUUUAAGAUCAGCAGGUUCAAAUAUAGCCUUUGCAGCUGUAGCUGAGAUAUCAGACUCUGUUCUGAAAGGUGCAGAAGCAAAUGGUUUCAAUGGAUUGGUGAGUGGCUUUCACCAAGGAAUUCUAAAAUUGGCUAUGGAGCCAUCAGUUCUUGGAACAGCAUUGAUGGAAGGUGGACCAGAUAGAACUAUAUUACUUGAUAGAAGUCCAGGAGUCGAUGAGUUAUACAUUGAAGGAUAUAUCCAAGCCAUGCUGGAUACGGUUUAUAGACAAGAAUACCUGAGAGUUCGAGUUAUUGACAAUCAGGUUAUCCUGAAAAAUCUCCCACCGAAUCAUACUCUUAUAUGUGAGAUCAUGGAUCGUGUUAAGGAGUUUCUGGUGAGUAAAGCAUUGCUAAAAGGAGAUCCCUCAAGUAUGGGUCUCCCUUUACGCCGCCUUCGAGGAGAAAGUGAAUGGAGAAUUGGACCGACAGUUCUGACAUUGUGCGAACAUCUUUUUGUUAGCUUUGCUAUACGUAUGCUACGGAAGCAAGCAAACAAAUUUGUAAUCAAGAUAAAGUGGGGAAAGCAAUCGGAGGUCGACAGUCAUAAGGAUGCUCCUGCUGAGUCUAAUAAAAUGGGGCAGAAAUUGGGUUUCAUUCGAAAAUGGGAUUGCCAAAUUUGUCUUGUCUGCCCUGUUGGCAUAUGUUGAUGGACGUCUAUGUCGUAGUAUUCCCAAUCCUGUUGCCCGUAGAGUAGUUAGUGGCUUUUUGUUGAGUUAUAUUGACAAAGAUGAUGAUGAAUAAAAUCUGUAGUAGUUGUUCCUUCCAUUUAAGAGAAACAGGUAGUGGCGCCGUGGCGGGUGAAAUGCUGUUUGUGCCUCAGCAUUUGGACUCAGCAUCUUAUGUUUCCGUAUGAAGCUCAUAUUAUAUGAUUUGUAUAUAUUUUUGCAUUCAGAUCCAACCAAGCGGUAUGUUUUACGUGCAUGUAGAUGGCUUUUGAGCCCCGUGUGGUCUGUGGUGUGUAUUAUACAUCUGGACUUUGUGAGAAAACCAGAAGGGUGACGCAGUGCACUCCAAGGCUUGGUUGAAUUGUUUGUGUGCCACCGUGGCUCUGUAGGUAUUGCUAAGAUGAUAACUUGGGAGUUAUAGCACUUUGUUCCUAUACUUCUGGUCUUCAAAGUCUUGUAUAUAUGUUCAUGGUAGCAUUUUAAAGAGUCGUUCAAAACCUUUUCU
Molecule: messenger RNA, 9870 nt
Organism: Arachis duranensis
Lineage: Eukaryota; Viridiplantae; Streptophyta; Magnoliopsida; Fabales; Fabaceae
Biological process (GO): protein retention in Golgi apparatus; protein targeting to vacuole
Cellular component (GO): extrinsic component of membrane
Source: RefSeq, a predicted model, not a curated record